Suhomyces tanzawaensis NRRL Y-17324 is the source of this 1332-nucleotide messenger RNA. It is a transcript of the gene ERG8, whose product is annotated as phosphomevalonate kinase. The coding region runs from base 1 to 1332 and encodes 443 amino acids. The transcript has a single exon. Gene Ontology annotation, biological process: ergosterol biosynthetic process; isopentenyl diphosphate biosynthetic process, mevalonate pathway. NCBI's taxonomy places the organism in Eukaryota, Fungi, Ascomycota, Pichiomycetes, Serinales, Debaryomycetaceae. The record is from RefSeq and is a predicted model, not a curated record. Gene Ontology annotation, molecular function: ATP binding; phosphomevalonate kinase activity. Gene Ontology annotation, cellular component: peroxisome.
AUGUCCGUCAAAGCAUACAGUGCCCCCGGCAAAGCGCUUAUUGCCGGAGGCUACUUGGUCCUCGACCCCCUCUACAACUCCUAUGUGACUGCCUUGUCAGCCAGAAUGCACGCUGUCGUCCAAAAUGGGCCAUCGUCUGACCACAGCCAGAUCACCGUCAAAUCACCUCAGUUCCAAGGCGAAUGGGUGUAUGAUAUUGGUACUGACCACAGCACCAUCGAGGCUGCGAGUGCUAGCAACCCAUUCUUGGCUGCCACGGUCUCCACUGUGUUGGGAUACGUCCAGCCGUCAUCCAAGUUCAACAUCGUGGUGACGAUCUACUCGGACCCAGGAUUCCAUUCCCAGGAGAAUACCACAGCAGUGGAAUCUGCUAACAAGCACAAACGGUUCUUAUACCACCAGCAAGCCAUCCAUGAGGUCCCCAAGACGGGUUUGGGGCUGUCAGCAGGGUUGGUGUCGGUGGUGUGUGCUGCGUUAUUGGGGCACUUUGGCGACUUCUCCCAGAACGUGAUCCACAACACGGCCCAGAUCGCCCAUUGCAUUGCCCAGAAGAAGAUCGGGUCAGGCUUCGACGUGGCUGCAGCCGUCUACGGGUCCAUCAUGUACCGAAGAUUCGAGCCCAGCCUCAUCAGUCUGGCUGUGGGCGGAAACCGCGACGGAUUGACCCACUUGAUUGAUUCAGACUGGAAUUUCAACCACGCUCCCUGCACACUUCCGCCCCACGUCAGAAUCCUCAUGGGAGACAUCCAGGGGGGCUCAGAGACCCCCAAGUUGGUGUCGAAAGUGUUGCAAUGGCGUGCAGACCAGCCCCAGGAGAGCUUGGCCAUUUACACCGCGCUCAACCAGGCCAACCAGGACUUGAUGGACUCGUUGGCCGCCCUCCACCACCACCACUCAGCCAACGAGCACGAGUACAUGGCAGCCAUUAACUACUUGCACAACAAGUCGAUUGCCAGCGUGGAGUUGUAUCUAGGCCUUCAGCCUGCAUUGAAGACCACGCUCGCGCCAUUCUUGGCUGUUACCGACGCUAUCUCCAGAAUCAGGUCCAACUUGCGAAAAAUGACCCGCGCGUGUGGGGCUGAGAUUGAGCCGAUUCCACAGACCAAGCUUUUGAAUGACUGUGGGACGCUUAGAGGCUGUCUUGGCGGAGUUGUGCCAGGAGCAGGAGGCUAUGACGCCAUCAGUUUGUUGGUGAUCGAUUCCAGCAUUGAGUCCAUUGUGGAGUGCACCAGCACCGAUGCUCGGUUUUCCAGAGUGGCCUGGCUCGAUCUACACGAGCAGAAGAGCGGGUUGGUGCAGGAAAGGAGCGAGGACUACCAGGGCUUGGAUUAG